Molecule: messenger RNA, 1199 nt
Organism: Sapajus apella (tufted capuchin)
Lineage: Eukaryota; Metazoa; Chordata; Mammalia; Primates; Cebidae
Gene: NPS
Product: neuropeptide S
Exons: 3
Coding region: 55-324 (89 amino acids)
Biological process (GO): neuropeptide signaling pathway; positive regulation of action potential; positive regulation of synaptic transmission, glutamatergic
Cellular component (GO): extracellular region
Source: RefSeq, a predicted model, not a curated record
GUGAGAAAUUUGGCAAUAAAACCACCAAUCUGCACAGAUUUUGGCAAGUCCAAAAUGAUUAGCUCACUGAAACUCAAUCUCAUCCUACUUCUGCUGCUGUCGACAACGCAUGUGUUUCGGUGUUAUCCAGUUCUAUCUUCCAAGGUGUCUGGAAAAUCUGAUUACUUUCUCAUUCUGCUGAACAGCUGCCCAGCUAGACUGGACAGGAGCAAAGAACUAGCUUUCCUAAAGCCAAUUUCGGAGAAGAUGUUUAUGAAAAGGUCCUUUCGCAAUGGAGUUGGCACAGGGAUGAAAAAAACUUCCUUUCGAAGAGCAAAAUCAUGACUAAGUGUGCAAAGGACUCCAGGAGUUAGUCUCAGAUUGUAGGGUGUGACUGACAUGCUCAAGGUCCAUCGUCUCCUUAUCACUGAGUGUUGGCAUGCUCUCGAUUCUCAAAUAUCUUUCCUCUCCUAACUGGUACAGAAUAAAUUGAGUUUAAAAAGAAAGUAAACCUGUCUCAAGCUUCCACUUGUGGGAGAAAACACAAUUUAUGUGGUCCAUUAGUAGCUGUUUCCCAAAUGGGAUGGACACAUUACCUUUGGUCUUAACUUGGCCAGAAUGCAUGACCACGUUCACAGUCAUCACAAUGGUACUUUAUUUCCUGCCUAUGAUAUCGUAACACGAAUAGUGUGAUGUUUAUUAUUCCUUUUAUAUUGUUUUCUCAAAUGGCUUAACAGGGCCAAUUCUUGGGGUUAGGGAUGUACUAUUUCUGUUUCUAAGGGGCUUGUGAAAUUAACUAAAGUUAAGGUGAGUGGUACAGCUGUAUCAAUUAAUUAAUUAGCUGAUACCAAGAACAAACAUCGCCACAGUCCUCUAGAUGUAAUUCUUGCCUCCCUUUUCCAAUUCCAAAUGUGCUUAGCUAUAGGUUGUUCUUUUGUCUUGUCUCAGAAAUUCGUUGCCUUUUAAAAUCUUUAAACAAAGAAAUGCUGCCGGUAACAACAAUAACAGAGAGACUGGCAGUGCCCUGUGUUGCUGGGGCAGCCGUUUGGAAACGUGUUCCACAAAUCACACUGAUUAGUGCCCUCUCUUUCCCCUUUCCUUCCAGGAAAGACUCCCCACUCUUUGCAUUGAAACUCCUGACAUUGCUUUUUUAAAAGGAUAAUGUGACAUUGGUUGAUGUGUUAUUUCAAAAGCAUAAAGUUAAUAAAUCUAUUCAUGCA